Molecule: messenger RNA, 1208 nt
Organism: Drosophila grimshawi
Lineage: Eukaryota; Metazoa; Arthropoda; Insecta; Diptera; Drosophilidae
Product: alcohol dehydrogenase
Exons: 4
Coding region: 269-1033 (254 amino acids)
Biological process (GO): alcohol metabolic process
Molecular function (GO): alcohol dehydrogenase (NAD+) activity
Source: RefSeq, a predicted model, not a curated record
AGGUCGGGGCUUCAAGUGUGUUCCGCUCUCUGCAGCUCAGUUUCAUCUCUAUCUUAUUAAUGAUCUCCCCUAUUUGUUGUGCUAUAUACAAAGUAGUGGUUUACAUCUCUUAAGCAUUCACGAUUUCAACAUCGACUCGUGUGUGUAAGUAUAAAAGGUGUUAGUCGCAUUGAGAACACUGAUUAUUGCCACAGCAGUCGACGCACGCAGAUCGGACCAGUUACAAUAUUUUCAAAAAGUGAACAGAGUUGAGGGUAUCACUGAAAAAAUGGUUAUCGCUAACAGUAACAUCAUCUUUGUCGCUGGUCUGGGUGGCAUUGGCCUGGACACCAGUCGCGAGAUUGUCAAGAGUGGCCCCAAGAACCUGGUGGUGCUUGAUCGCGUUGACAACCCCGCUGCCAUUGCCGAGUUGAAAGCCCUUAAUCCCAAGGUGACCAUUACAUUCUAUCCCUAUGAUGUAACCGUGCCGUUGGCUGAAACCAAAAAGCUAUUGAAGACAAUCUUCGACAAGCUGAAGACAGUUGAUCUGCUCAUCAAUGGCGCUGGUAUCCUGGACGAUAAUCAGAUUGAGCGCACAAUUGCGGUGAAUUUUACAGGUACAGUGAACACCACAACUGCGAUCUUGGAUUUCUGGGACAAGCGUAAGGGCGGCCCAGGUGGUGUUGUUGCCAACAUUUGCUCAGUAACUGGAUUCAACUCCAUCUAUCAGGUGCCCGUUUACUCUGCCUCAAAAGCGGCUGCUCUAAGCUUCACCACUUCCAUUGCGAAAUUGGCGCAUAUUACUGGCGUUACGGCAUACUCCAUCAACCCGGGCAUUACCAAGACUGUUCUGGUGCAUAAAUUCAACUCCUGGCUCGGUGUUGAGCCACGCGUUGCCGAGCUACUGCUUGAGCAUCCCACACAGACAACACUGCAGUGCGCACAGAACUUUGUGAAGGCCAUUGAGGCCAACCAGAAUGGUGCUAUCUGGAAACUGGAUCUUGGCCGUCUGGAUGCAAUCGAAUGGACCAAGCACUGGGACUCAGGCAUCUAAACUGUGCAUGAAAUCCGUACAAGGAGUGAAACUGCAUUUAACAUACCAUUGUCAAAAUUUGAUAAGAAGUAUAUAUUCAUUCAAAUCACCGUUAUGUACGAAAGCAUAAAUUCCUUUCUUCUGUUUAUAAUUAAACUAACACAACAAAAAAGUGGCACGUACGGGCAAACAUUAA